Molecule: messenger RNA, 2219 nt
Organism: Cuscuta campestris
Lineage: Eukaryota; Viridiplantae; Streptophyta; Magnoliopsida; Solanales; Convolvulaceae
Source: the annotation of a GenBank genome assembly
AGCCACAGCUCAACUACAUCCCCCUCCCGGAACAAAAUUUUUUAGUUUCGUCCGAUCGUCCCCUUGGGAAAUCACGAGGCCUAAUUUCCGAUUCCAUUUCUUGCUUCUGUCGCCUGAUCCCUUCUCCAACUCCCCGCCGUCGCCACUCGCCGAUCUCCCUCAAUCGCAAGCCCAAUACCGACGGCGAGGUGGUGAUUCGCGAGGAGCCGAACUGCCGAUCUCCGAACACUUUUCCGGCGUCGAAUCCCCUCCGAGUGAGGUACUCAGCUUUGGAUGUAGUUUCAAUGUCUCCAACAUCGUUUUCAUGUACAAUUAAGAGAUUUGAGCUGCUUUAUGCACAUUCUUGAUUAAAAGAAGACUAUUAUUGCGCUCAAAGAAGCGUAGAAGAGAUAUGUAUAGGCAAGUGGCUGCAACCGCCACCCAUGGUGGAGUACCUACAGAUAGUGGAGAUUCAGUGGUGACACUAGAUCAAGUUCCCCGUUGGAUUGAUGCUGAGCAUAGGUACUUGUACGAGAACGAUGAUCCCGGUUUCCCUAAUUCAUAUUUCCCAGAUCCUUUGGCCUCUACUUCUGGGACUGAGAAUAAUGGAAAUGGUGUCCUUUCCAAGUUUCCAGUGGAUCAUGAGGUGAAUUCCAAGAUCUAUUUGUGGAGAGGGGACCCUUGGUAUCUUGAGGUGGAUGCUGUAGUUAACUCAACCAAUGAGAACUUGGAUGAAGCCCACAGCAGCCCUGGUCUGCAUGCUGCAGCUGGACCUGGUCUUGCUGAAGAAUGUGCGACACUGGGUGGCUGCAGAACAGGAAUGGCAAAAGUUACUAAAGCAUAUGAUCUUCCAGCUAGAAAGGUUAUACACACAGUUGGCCCCAAAUAUGCUGUCAAAUAUCAUACUGCUGCCGAAAAUGCUCUAAGUCAUUGCUAUCGCUCUUGCCUUGAACUCUUAAUUGAUAAUGGCCUUCAAAGCAUUGCAAUGGGCUGCAUUUAUACAGAAAACAAGAAUUAUCCCCGAGAACCAGCUGCUCAUGUUGCAAUAAGAACUGUUCGGAGGUUUCUUGAGAAACAGAAAGAUAAGAUAAAAGCCGUGGUGUUUUGUACAACAACAUCAUCUGAUACAGAGAUAUAUAAAAGAUUGCUUCCUCUCUACUUUCCUCGCGACAAACAGGAAGAGGAUAUAGCCAUUACAAAACUUCCUGCAGACGUUGGGGAUGAGAAUGGUGAGACAGUUAUAGAUGAACGUAAAAUCAGAAUAAAGCCUCUGCCUAAGACAAAAAAGUCUGUUUCAAGAGAACCACAAGACAUUGUUGAUCUCCCUGUCAGUGAGGCUGGAUUGGCAAGACGGAGCUCUUCCUAUUUAGACUCAUAUCUGGAUCCCGCUUUUAUGUCCCUUAUCAAGGAUCCUGAUCAGCGAAGGAAAGAACAAUGGGAAAAAACUAUUGAAGAGCAAAACCGAUGGAACUGCUUUAAAAUGCUUGGAUAUGGUAAUCUUGGCGGUCCUCCUUUAUCAGCUGCCGAAGAAUACUCCCUUCACUCCAGAUAUCUUGCCAAAGCAAAUUCGUUGAAUCUUUCAGACAUUGCAGAGAUGAAGAUUAUUUACCGGGGUGGGGUUGACAGUGAGGGUCGCCCAGUUAUGGUGAUUGUAGGGGCACAUUUUCUCCUGAGAUGUCUUGAUUUAGAGAGGUUUAUUCUUCAUGUUGUAAAGGAGUUUGAGCCAUUGAUACAGAAGCCUUAUACUAUUGUGUACUUUCAUUCUGCAGCUUCCUUACAGACGCAACCAGAUCUUGGAUGGAUGAAGAGAUUACAACAAAUAUUGGGUCGGAAACAUCAACGCAACCUUCAUGCAAUAUAUGUCCUUCAUCCAACUUUUGGACUAAAGGCUGCCAUUUUUGCAUUGCAACUCCUUGUGGAUAAUGAGGCAUGGAAAAAGGUUAUAUAUGUUGAUCGCCUGCUCCAACUAUUCCGAUACGUUCCCCGUGAACAGCUCACUAUCCCAGAUUUUGUGUUCCAGCAUGAUUUGGAAGUUAAUGGUGGAAAGGGUCUGAUUGUGGAUCCCAGAACAAAAUAUGUUCAUCCAAGGCCAUGAUCUUAUUAUCCAUGUCCAUUAUUUUCACAGAAGAGCUACUUCAAGUCUUGGAAUCACAGCUAGUCCAUUAAUACCCUUCCUGUUUCUUGUUUUUUUAUAUAUAUUUUCCAUUUCAAAUGUCUGCAGAAGGUUGCAUAUUCUUCUU